AUGUCGCCUUUCCGGUAUUCCAAAGUGAGCAGCGAAAGCUUUCAGGAUAGUUCUAUUGAGCACCAACGCAUACCUCCUCGGCAAAGCAGGUGCUGCUCAAUCUUUGAAAAGUUGGAAUUUCUUCGCUGGCCCGUCACAUACUUCUUGCUAUUCACCAUACUAUUAUGCGAACUGUCUAUGCUUCACAACCGACCAAAUGCAGUGCCAGUAGGAACAGAUUUCAACCGCGUUGUUCCCGUUUUUUCGAUCGAGAAGAAGAUUUUCCGCAGCGACAAGAGGUUCAGAUCCGACCACAAGACAAUUGAAUCCGUCAACGAAACAAGACAACAAUGGACUAAUCUUCUCCCCCUCGGCGCCGGCUUCAUGGAAGUCUCAGACUACAACUCGUACACCCUACCACCUCCAAUGCAUUUCCCCGAAGCCCCCGGCAAAGAAGUCUUCUCCCUCGCCGUCUUCCACGAGCUGCACUGUCUUAUGCACAUUGCUGCCUCCAUGGACGACCUCGUCAUGCAGAUCCGCAGAAAAGACUUCCAUCUCGAUGAAAGUUUCUUGUUGCAUAACGACCAUUGCUUCGAUUAUAUUAGGAAUGCUAUCAUGUGCUUUGGAGAUACGACACUUGAGGGACAGAGCCGCACGCCUGGGCUCGAGCAUGUGCCGGGUACGGAUGGGACGGGGGCGAUUCAUGUUUGUCGGAAUUUUGAUGAGGUGUCGGCGUAUGCGGAGGAGAAGAGGCUGAAUGAGGGAAGGGAACAUCUUUGA
Messenger RNA from Bipolaris oryzae ATCC 44560, 759 nucleotides. RefSeq lists its product as uncharacterized. Bases 1 to 759 code for a protein of 252 amino acids. Gene Ontology annotation, biological process: mycotoxin biosynthetic process. Lineage: Eukaryota; Fungi; Ascomycota; Dothideomycetes; Pleosporales; Pleosporaceae. The transcript is spliced from 3 exons. The record is from RefSeq and is a predicted model, not a curated record.